AUGAACUCCAACGGCCGAAGCGCUUCGGGCAGCUCCCCAGACCAAACUCGGUCAUACCAUGUCGACAAUGCUCCCCACAUGCCCGCGCGGAGCUCCGAUUUCCAGACUAGGCUGGAGAUCUUUUCCACCAAGAUACCCAAUUUCUACAUCGCACCUUUCUGCGGAGCCAGCGCUGGCGUGGCUUCCGGUAUUGUCACAUGCCCUCUCGAUGUCAUCAAAACAAAGCUACAAGCCCAGGGCGGGUUUCGGCGAGGGGGAGCACAAGAGGUUGCCUCCGGAGCACUGUACCGUGGAAUGCUCGGCAGCGGUAGGAGGAUUUGGCGGGAAGAUGGUAUUCGCGGUCUCUACCAAGGACUUGGUCCAAUGUUACUUGGAUACCUCCCCACCUGGGCUGUUUAUCUAGCGGUUUACGAUCGCAGUCGUGAAUAUUUCUAUGAUUCAACAGGAAGCUGGUGGUUAUCCCGCGGCUAUGCCUCGAUCACUGCGGGCGCAUGCUCCACGAUUGUUACGAAUCCCAUAUGGGUUAUCAAAACAAGACUCAUGUCGCAAAGUUUGAAACAAAACAGCGAAGGAGUCCGGGCCCCAUGGCAAUACUCAGGCACAUGGGAUGCUGCUCGCAAGAUGUAUCAAAUUGAAGGUAUUCGAUCCUUUUACUCCGGUCUCACUCCAGCAUUACUGGGGUUGACACAUGUGGCAAUCCAAUUCCCACUCUACGAAUACUUGAAAAUGGCAUUCACCGGCUACGGCAUCGGCGAACAUCCCGAUACUGGCAGUUCACACUGGAUUGGAAUCUCAGUUGCUACAUUCCUGAGCAAAAUCUGCGCAAGCACAAUCACAUACCCCCAUGAGGUCCUACGCACCCGACUUCAAACUCAGCAGCGGACGGCCCCAGCACCAUCCCCCGAGCAAAUUGCUUUCCGCGGCGGAUUGAACCAUCCGCAUGAUCGCGGCCGCUCUGGGGGUAUUUCUUCAUCUGACGGAAUGCGCAGUCGCCCACGCUACAAUGGUAUGAUUCGCACGUUCCAGACAAUCCUUCAAGAAGAGGGUUGGCGUGCAUUCUAUGCAGGGAUCGGCACGAACUUGUUCCGGGCUAUCCCGGCGGCUAUGACGACUAUGCUCACAUACGAAUAUUUGCGGAAGCAGAUCAAUACCUACCAACAUGAGGGAACGUUGAAAUUACAGAUGGAAGCCGAAGCUCAGCUCUCUAUUUGA
Penicillium soppii is the source of this 1212-nucleotide messenger RNA. RefSeq lists its product as uncharacterized. Gene Ontology annotation, biological process: pyrimidine nucleotide import into mitochondrion. Gene Ontology annotation, molecular function: pyrimidine nucleotide transmembrane transporter activity. Lineage: Eukaryota; Fungi; Ascomycota; Eurotiomycetes; Eurotiales; Aspergillaceae. The transcript is spliced from 2 exons. The record is from RefSeq and is a predicted model, not a curated record. The coding region runs from base 1 to 1212 and encodes 403 amino acids. Gene Ontology annotation, cellular component: mitochondrion.